Nymphaea colorata (pocket water lily) is the source of this 886-nucleotide messenger RNA. RefSeq names its product EPIDERMAL PATTERNING FACTOR-like protein 4. The record is from RefSeq and is a predicted model, not a curated record. NCBI's taxonomy places the organism in Eukaryota, Viridiplantae, Streptophyta, Magnoliopsida, Nymphaeales, Nymphaeaceae. Gene Ontology annotation, biological process: guard cell differentiation; stomatal complex development. Bases 166 to 555 code for a protein of 129 amino acids. The transcript is spliced from 3 exons.
AAAAGUGCUUAUCAGACACGAAGAGAGAAAAUGGCAAACAUGGUCUCCUAUAUCCUUCUUCACUGUACUACAUGCGAUAUCAAUCUGAGCAACUCUCCCAUACACUCAAUCCCAUCAGACCACAGUCUUUCUUGACAGAAGGUCGGCUUCCAGCCACUCUUCCCCAUGGAUCUGAUGAUAAGGAAGAAAUUGAGCUCAAAGGCAAAACACCCACUCUUGUUCUCCAUCCCCAUCUUCGUCUUCGCCGUUGCGUUGCUUUGUUCUGAUAAAUGUCAUUGCACAGAUUCAAACAGUGCUGCUGGGAGGAAGAAUGACUGUUAUUCCAUGGAUGAGAUCGGAUUGCAGGAGAAUGAAGACGUAGAAGUUUCUUUGAGCAGCGAAAGAAGAAGCUUGAGUGGACCGGGGUCUUUUCCCCCUCGUUGCACAUCAAGAUGUGGGAACUGCUCACCAUGUAAGCCUGUUCAUGUUGCUGUUCCACCAGGCACACCUGUGACCACAGAAUACUAUCCUGAGGCUUGGCGAUGCAAGUGUGGCAACAAACUAUACAUGCCUUAGUCUCCAUUCUUCUCAAAUCUGUCGGAGAUAACUUCUGCUAAUCUUAUCCAACGCACCUGAUGUAGACUCCAUUAGGAGGAAAUGACUGACUAAAUUGCUGAUUUUCUUCUUUUCGUUUUGGUGUGAGAUAUAUGCUAAUUGAGAUAUGUAGAACUAUUAAAAUCUUGUACAAGGAUUUUUUUCUUUUCUUUUUUGAGUGGGUGACUUCUGUAUCAUCUGGGAAAAGAGUUUACAAGUUCCCCCGAAUUAAACUUUUUAGAUUGUAGUUUCAGGGGAAUACCAUUCUACUCCUUGUAUCUGUAAAUGUUGAGUACCGGAAAAGUUUUCCCUA